Eutrema salsugineum is the source of this 3154-nucleotide messenger RNA. RefSeq lists its product as uncharacterized. NCBI's taxonomy places the organism in Eukaryota, Viridiplantae, Streptophyta, Magnoliopsida, Brassicales, Brassicaceae. Bases 372 to 3005 code for a protein of 877 amino acids. The transcript is spliced from 4 exons. The record is from RefSeq and is a predicted model, not a curated record.
AAAAACCAAAGAAAGAAAAAAAGAGUUGUAAAUAUUUUAGAGAGGAAAAUAAGGCGGGGAAAAGGAUCACGAUUCACAAAAUUAGUGGAAGUCUAAAGUGUUCUUUCUUAUUAAUCGGAUUCGGAGAUCUGGUCUUCUUUGUAUGGAGAAUUGGCGUUGAGAUUUCUGGGGGAUUUGGUUUUAUGGUUAGGCCUUAUAAAUUUUAUGACAAGACGAGCUGAAAAUAAAUCACUGGAAUCAUUGUUUCCGGUUCAUGAGCUUAGGGUGAAUUUUAUGAAUUUCUUGGCUUUAGAUAUAGAUUAGUGAUUUGGUCCUUUUUUUCUUUCUUUCAUUUUUUUUUUUUUUGCGGUAACUUCUAAUCAAGGGAGAUUAUGGGAAAGAGAAACACGUUUGGGGCAAGAAAUUCAAAUACAAGGGUUAGAUCUAAGGACAAGGGUUCAGAUGAUUCAGAUGAGGAUUAUGUAAUAUCAGACGAGGAUGAAGAAGAAUCCGAGGCUGAUCUUAAGGAGUAUGCCUCAUCUUUAGACGGUGAAGCAUCCUGUGAUGGCUUCGACGGAUCAGAUGCGGUGGAGGAUGAGGAGGAAUUAGAUGAGGUGGAGGAGGAAGAUGUGUUGCUAAGGAACGUUGAGUGGCCAAAAGUGAAAACUGGUCCUCGUGGUAAUCGGAAAAUCACGGGAUGCAAGUCAAGAAAGAUGAGCCAGGUUGCAUCUGACAACGAAGAUGUGGAUCUAGAUGAUGCGGAUGACGACGAGGAGGAGAUACGAAAUUCAAGGAAGGUUGGUGGAAGGUCUAGUGUACAAGAGAAACACGGAGGAAUUGGUUUAGGAAAGCGAAGGAGAGUUUUCUACGAGAUUGAAGAUGAAGAUGGAGACUAUCCAGAGGAGGAUGGCGAAGAAGAGGAAGAGAGGGAUGUCAGGUCUGAACAAGUGGAUUUAGAUGGAGAGAUGGCAUUGGAAGAGCAGGACAAUGUGUCACACGAGACCGAAAAGGAAGAUGAUGGAGAUUAUGAAGGUGAAGAUGGCGAUGAGGAAUUUACCGCAGAUGAAGAUGUCUCAUUAGACGAGGAAGAGGAGGAAGAAACAAUUGCAUGCAACAGAAAAUCACUGAUGGUUUGCAGGAAAAACAAGCGAAAACAGAGAUCUGGAAGAGGGCGUAAACGAAGAAAGAAAUGCUCUGUUGCAAAAACUCGUGUGACAAAUGGAAGAAAGAGACGUGGGAAAAAAACAAAGGAAGAAGUUGAUGAUGAUGGUGAUUUUGUAGAUGACUGCCUACCUGCAAGAAAGAAGGCGAAGACGAAAUCAUCAAGGCCAAGGCGUCGGUGUACUGUGCCAUCAGAUUCAGACAUUGCAUCCUCUGGAGAAUCUGAAUAUGAGUACACAAUCUCGGAGGAGGAAAGAGAGCAGGUAAGAGAAGCCGGUAGUUUGUUGAGAAGUAGUGGGAAUCAUGUAUCAUCUAUAAGACAAACUACGGUCAAGAAAGAUUUUCCUCAGCUUUGCAAGUCUCCUGUGAAAAAAGCCGAAAAGAAGGUAGAGCUAGUGAAAAGAGAUGUGAUGAAAAACGUUUGUGGGAUUUGUCUGUCUGAGGAAGACAUGCGAAGAUUAAAGGGAACAUUGGACUGCUGUAGUCAUUACUUUUGCUUCACUUGCAUAAUGGAGUGGUCAAAAGUAGAAUCUCGAUGCCCACUAUGCAAGCAGCGGUUCAGAACAAUCAGUAAGCCUGCAAGAUCUACACCUGGAGUAGAUUUGAGAGAAGUCGUGAUACCUGUACCUGAACGGGAUCAGGUUUAUCAACCGACUGAAGAAGAGUUGAGGAGUUAUCUUGAUCCCUAUGAAAAUACAAUAUGUACGGAAUGUCACCAAGGUGAAGAUGAUGGGCAUAUGUUGCUUUGUGAUCUUUGUGAUUCAUCUGCCCAUACUUACUGUGUUGGUCUCGGGAUGGAAGUACCUGAAGGUAACUGGUACUGUGAAGGUUGUAGACCCGUUGCACUUGGAUCAGCUAGUUCCGAAACACACACUACAUCCGAGCAACAAAGAAUCAGUGGCUUUAAUAAUAGACCAUCACCUCUUGUAGUUUCAGGGCAACAUCAAGAUGCGUCUUUGCUAGUCUCUCCACGUACUUCGUUUUUCAACGGAGAGUUCUUUUUUUCUCCAAGGCUUCCAAAUGGUGAUGGUCAAGUCUCUUCUCCAUCCGGCCUAGGGGCAACCACAUUAUCAAGAAGAAGGACGCUUCAUAGACACAUACAGCAUAUUAUCAAUAGUGACAGACUUAGUAAUAUGGGUAGUAGAAUUGCUGGAACAUCGAUGAUUGCUAACUCGGGUGAUGGUUUUGUGACUACACAAAUUGGUCAGUACGGUAGAGAAAGAGAACGGUCUCAACCUGCAGUGACUCAAGGAGCAGGGACGUCGCUGUAUGCAAUCUCUGAAGAAAGACUACCCAAUAGCAAUCCAUUGAUUUCUGUCCAUGACCCUGAGCUUUUGUCUCCAAAGUUAGAUCAUUUUGGAAGCGAAGAAGCAGUCAGACGUUUGUCUAGUAAUACAUUUCCUGGCGAUCGAUCUAUUGAUUUAGGAUUACGUCAUGGACUUGCCCAGGCUGGUCCCUUGUUUGGUAAUCAACAUCUUCCCAGCUACAUGCCAAAUACAAUGCCUUCCACGGUACGAGAACGACUGCAACAAAGAGUUAUAGCCCAUCUGAAGAACUUGUCCAGUCAAAUCGACUUAGGUCAAGCCACGUUUGACGAGAUUUCCACGUGCUCAAUACACACGAUACUGGCAGCUUGUGGACUGGAACACAAGAGCAGUGAAGUUCAUCUUGUUCCGCCACCAGUGACGUGUCCUCAUGGUGAUAUGACACCUGGCAGCAGCAGUAGCAGUAGCAGCAACAACAGCAGUAGCAGCGGCCUGAUGAAAGGGUGUUGCUAUUCUUGUUUUGAUUCAUUUGUAGAGGAUGUAGUUAAGAUGAUCCUGGACACAAGACAACCCCAUUGGUUGCGUUUAGGGCUCCACUAAAUCACCACUUGCUUCAAUUGUUUAGAUUUAUUAGAAAAUUGAUAUUUUUUUUCUUCUUUUGUCAUUGUUCAGAUCUUGAACCUUUAUUUUAGCCAUUGUAUAUGAUACAAGUAUGAUCUAUUUUCACUGAUAAAAGAAUGAUCUUCUUA